CUCACGGUCAUUUCUACUGUUCGAGAUCGGACACUGGUGGAACAUGAGCUGCUGGCAAGAGGCAGAGACCACGAGGAGUGGAGAGAGAAAUAUCUCCGUGGAGAGCUGGAAAAAUUCGGGACUGAAACAUUGUUCCAGAGCAGUAACUCCAAAUCUGGGAGCUCGGCAGCAGUGGCUGGAGCCCCGGGGAUCGGGAAAACAACGAUGGUACAAAAGAUUGUUUACGACUGGGCCACAGGGAAAAUAUACCAACAAUUCCAGUUUGUGUUCAGUUUCAAAUUCCGGGAUUUAAACUCCAUUAACCGUCAAACAAGCCUGAUGGAACUGAUUCUGGAUCAGUAUCCUUACUUUGGGAAUAUCCUGAGAGAGGUCUGGAAGAACCCAAAGAGAUUGCUGUUUAUAUUUGAUGGUUUGGAUGAAUUCAAGCACAGAAUCGAUUUUGCUGACAGUCAGAGAGACACAGAACGCAAGCACCAGUGCCCAGAUCCCGAGUGCUGGUGUGAAGUGUCUGACAUUGUGUACAGUUUAAUCCAGGGCAAGCUGCUCCCAGGGUGUUCAGUGCUGGUGACCACCCGCCCCACUGCGUUACAUUUAUUGGAAAAGGCUGAGAUCAGUGUCUGGGCUGAAAUCCUGGGAUUUGUUGGUGAGGAACGGAAGCAAUAUUUCAUCAGGCAUUUUGAAGAUCAGACGGUGGCUGCAGCUGUUUUCAAAUACAUGCAGGAGAACGAGAUCCUGUACACCAUGAGCUACAACCCCUCCUACUGCUGGAUCCUCGCUCUGGCAUUGAGCCCCUUCUUCACACAAAAUGUCAGGGACCCGCAGAAAGUACCCAAGACCAUCACCCAACUGUACUCCUACUAUAUUUACAACAUCCUGAAAAACCACGGCCGAGAGAUCGAGAACCCCCGUGAAGUGUUACUCAGGGUUGGUCAGAUGGCCUUCAGAGGAGUGUCCGAGAAGAAGAUUGUGUUUACGGAUGGAGAUUUGAUCAAGUACAAUCUGCAGCCUUCCCAGUUCCUGUCCGGGUUCUUGAUGGAGCUUUUGGAGAGGGAUGAUUCUGGCCGGUGCGUGGUGUACACAUUCCCACACCUCACCAUCCAAGAGUUUAUAGCUGCAGUUGCACAAUUCCUGACUAUACAUCCCGGGGAUAUCCUGAAAUUUCUCACUGAAGCCCACAAGACGACAGAUGGGCGAUUUGAGGUAUUUCUCCGUUUUAUUGCUGGUCUCUCCUCCCCACUGACAGCUCGGGGCCUGGAGGAGCUUCUGGGUCCAUUUCCUCAUCAAACAACCUGCCGGGUGAUUGACUGGGUGAGGGAGGAGGUUAAACGCCAGAGUGGUAACACGAGGAGCGAAGCUGGUAAAAGGAGCCUCCUGAACACAUUACACUACCUGUUUGAGUCUCAAAAUUGUGGGCUGGCUCAGGCCACAAUGGGAUCUGUGGAAACACUUUCAUUCAGUCGAAUGCUACUGACCCCGAUUGACUGCGCGGUCCUGUCUCAUGCCAUCGGAAUCUGUGAUACAAUAAAACAUCUCGACCUUUUGGACUGCCACAUUCAGUGUGAAGGAAUCCAGCGGCUGGGGCCCGGGCUGCACAAGUGCCAGGAGUUGAGACUUGGGUGGAAUGAACUGGGAGAUUCAGGAGUGGAACUGGUGUCUGCGGCUCUGAUGAACCCGGAGUGUAAAAUACAGAAACUGUGGCUAAACCACGUGGGUAUCACCGAUUCUGGUGCUGAGGAUCUCAUCUCCGCACUCAGUACAAACCGGUCACUGACAGUUCUGAACCUGAGUGGUAAUGACCUGGGAGAUUCAGGAGUGGAACUGGUGUCUGCGGCUCUGAGGAACCCAGAGUGUAAAACACAGAAACUGGGUACUAACCGAUCACUGACGGAACUGGACCUGAGUCGGAAUGAACUGGGAGAUUCUGGAGUGAAACUGGUGUCUGCGGCUCUGGGAAAUGCAGAGUGUAAGAUACAGAAACUGGACCUGGACGAUGUUGGUCUCGGAGACGCUGGUGCGGAAUAUCUCGCCUCCGCUCUCAAUACAAACAGGUCACUGACGCAGCUGAACCUGAAUGGAAAUAAACUGGGAGAUUCAGGAGUGAAACUGGUGUCUGCAGCUCUGAGGAACCCGGAAUGUAAAAUACAGAAACUGCAGCUGUGGGGUGUUGGUCUCACAGAUUCCGGUGCUGAAGAUCUCGUCUCCACUCUCAGUAUGAACCGGUCACUGACAGGGCUAAACCUCGGAUGGAACUCACUCAAAGACCGAUCUGCUCCCGCUCUCUGCCGCCUCAUAGAGACCCUCCCGAAUCUGGAGCGGAUCGAGCUGCGGUACAAUCAGUUCAGUUGGAAUGGAAAGGAGGAACUGAGGUCUCUGCAGGAACGCAGACCUGGACUGGACGUGAUCCUGUGAACAUCUGCUUGUGGGAUGGGAAGAUUUUACCCUCCCUUUUAAUGGCAGCCCUGUAGAUUUAACUCCCAAUGGUUGUAAUGGACCCUGUCUCCAGACAAGACCUCGGCGAUGACUGAAGUGAUCUGCAGACACGUAGUCCCACAUUCCCUGCGGCGGCACAGCUUUCGCUAGAUGUCCGGGUGCAGGUUUCGCCAGGGGGACCCUUGGGAAUUACACCACGAGGGUUGGGAGUCUGGCCGAUAUAAUACCUCGACAGUGACCCUGGAUCUGCAGCAAUCUCAGACGCUGCCCUGAUGUGUGAUUUUAUAAUCAUCAGUUCCCCGAUGCAGAAUGACGGUGAGAAACGGGAGUGAUUAUUCAACCUGUCACUCGUUGUCACUGUUCAGUUUAUUGUGAGUGACUCUCAGUAAAUCGGCAGCAGCUUAUUUAUUCCCCCAAACCGGUAGGACACAUGUUGUUUAAUACAUAUUUGACAUGAUAAAAUAAAUUAAUCUUCCUGUCUUGAUGUCUGACCUGAGUUGUAUUUGAUGCAUAGUGACCUGAGGUUACUGCUGACCCAUGAACCACAUUCACUGCAACAGUUGUCCUGAGCUCCUCACAGUGGCACAGCACAGUCUCACCUCCAGGCUGAGGGAGGUCAGUCUCACAGUAUCGCGUCCCUCUCCCCGUCUCAGAAACUCCUUUCUGAAGAGGAAGGAUGAGUGUAAGCGGUUUUUAGUUUCUGUACCCCUCUCACUGGAAGUUUUACCACACGUGGUU
Hypanus sabinus (Atlantic stingray) is the source of this 3168-nucleotide messenger RNA. RefSeq names its product NACHT, LRR and PYD domains-containing protein 3-like. Lineage: Eukaryota; Metazoa; Chordata; Chondrichthyes; Myliobatiformes; Dasyatidae. Gene Ontology annotation, molecular function: protein binding. The record is from RefSeq and is a predicted model, not a curated record. Gene Ontology annotation, cellular component: cytoplasm. The transcript has 7 exons. The coding region runs from base 205 to 2409 and encodes 734 amino acids.